Molecule: messenger RNA, 1718 nt
Organism: Momordica charantia (bitter melon)
Lineage: Eukaryota; Viridiplantae; Streptophyta; Magnoliopsida; Cucurbitales; Cucurbitaceae
Product: LYR family of Fe/S cluster biogenesis protein
Biological process (GO): mitochondrial respiratory chain complex III assembly
Source: RefSeq, a predicted model, not a curated record
CAAAUGAUUUAUGUGAGGGUGGAAAAGCCGAGACCUUCUGUAAAUCGGACCGACCGAACGGUUCAUUCAACGGCACUUAAUAGUUCGAAGCGACCGGCGGUUUUCGAUUCGGGUCGGUUCGAGUCUCGGACAUACACGAGGGUCUCUUCAGUUUUUCCUUUCAUGCCGCUCGUUCGUUCCCUCCCUCUCCCUUUCGCCGCUUGAUCCCGUUUCUCUCUCUCGCCGUCCAGCCGGCGACGCACCCCUUCACUAUCUCUUGCCGUCAAGCUCUUCGCUCCGGCGCCGGCGGCCGAAAACCUAAAGAGAGAAGCCGGAGGAAGAAGUCCACAUCCUCUGUCUUUUUCCAUUGGAAUUGAAUUCUCAAUUUGACUUUUCCACUUCGAACGAAUCGAUUGAGUUCUCAGCUUGAACGGGAAAGUACAUGAGUCAGGAAAGUACACGAGUCGUGCAUUGAGGCAUCCGUAAGGGCUAUAGUAAGGCUGUUAAGAAUCAAGAGGGCAGUUGAUCGAGAUUGCUGUCCACAUGCAGACCAGAUCUGGAGCAGAGAUGACCAUCAGGUUGGUGGGAAAAUGCCUAAAUCUGUCAAUUCAUAAGCAUUUUUUGGCUUGCAACAAAAUUGGUUUCCACCCUCGAGUUUUGCAUAACGGUCCAGACACGAUUGAUGAACUUUUAGACAGACAUGUGGUUAAGAAAGAAAAGUCCUUUAAUGAUGAAGAUGAUGAAUUGAUAACUCAGCGACACCUCACCAGCACUCGGCGUGAGGCUCUAAGUCUCUACCGAGACAUCAUCCGUGCGACUCGAUUCUUUAUGUGGCCAGAUUCUCGAGGUGUCCUGUGGCGAGAUGUUCUCAGGGAGAAUGCACGAAAGGAAUUUGAGGAAGCCCGGUAUGAGUCUGAUCCAGAAGUUGUGACCCGGCUGCUCAUUGGUGGGCGUGAUGCUGUGCAGUCGGCUCUUGACAAGCUUGCUGAGAAGCAGAUGCAGGAGAUUGAUAAGAAACAACAUGGUGGAGAUCAAUCGUGAUCUAUUAUACGGUCUUUAUGAUCUCAUCUGCUAUUGCAAACGAAUUCGACGUUCUGAUCAGCUCUUUGUUUUUGUUCUUGAUUUGAAUCGAUUGAGAAGGUCUUCUACUCGUAAAAAUCAUUGGGUUUCUAAUCUUUCUCCAGGACGAGAUUUGGGAUAUAGAAAAGGAAUUGGGACUGGUUGCUCUGAAAAUGAGAAGGUAAAAGGAAAGAGAGAAAUGGAAUCCAUUUGUUAUGGAUGUGGUAAUCCUGAAUCAAGUGCUUAAAAGUUGAGCUUCUAAAAUCAUCAACAGUUUGGUAGAUUUCUACUUCCACAGCCAUAUUUAUUGGGGAUAUGGUCACAUUCAGAGACCACCAAAAUGGGAGUUCACCAGCUUGACCUCUGAUUUUGGUAGCAGUUUCACGUCCUCGGUAUUUUCCUUUAGUUUAUUGCAGAAAAUAUCAUCAGAUUUGUGAAUACAUUCAAUAAGAAGCCAUCAACUUUUGCCUUCCUCAAACUUGAAUCUAUAUCGUCUAUUGUUUUUCUAAUUUUGUUUUGUUGAAACUGGUUCUGUUCUGUUAUGUUGGGAAUUGAUGCUCUUUGUCUGAUCUGGAGACGAAAUCAGUCUCUUAUCAGGGGUCUGGAUUUGCUGUGAGAGUUUUGAUGAUAAGUUAUUCGAUGAAUGGUUAAAACAUAGUAUGUUUUUAAUCUUUCACAUA